This is a messenger RNA of Papilio machaon (common yellow swallowtail), 1117 nucleotides long. Its product is annotated as mitochondrial protein C2orf69 homolog. NCBI's taxonomy places the organism in Eukaryota, Metazoa, Arthropoda, Insecta, Lepidoptera, Papilionidae. Gene Ontology annotation, cellular component: mitochondrion. The transcript has 9 exons. Bases 25 to 1050 code for a protein of 341 amino acids. The record is from RefSeq and is a predicted model, not a curated record.
AGCAGCGAUGAGUUAGUCGGGCAAAUGCGUCCACUGCGACUGCGGCGAGUGACGGGGCUGGAGGGGCGCGUCAACGACGUCGUGUUCUGUCCCGCGCCCCGCCCUGUCAUACCACCGAACAAGCUCGGCGCUCUUGUAUUUUUUGGUGGGGAUAUACAGGAUUACCCGGAAAUAAUGCAAGUACACCGCGACUACCGAAACUAUUUAAAAUACAACUUGGAGAACACGGCACGCAUGCUCGGACACAGCUUUCCCACUAAACAUGUAUUGGUUGUGAGACCUUCUAGGAUAGAGUAUAAAAGCUUCAGCUGCUUCGAUAACUUCGUGCCCGGCAACACCGCCGGCGUGCCCGACCACACGCCAACGCACAGUGCCCUACUGCACCUAGAGAGAUUACUGCAAGGCGUGAGCUGCAGACUGAAGUCCUUGCCCACCGCCGAGCUGCUGGAGGCGGCCAGCGCGCUGCCUGAGGACAUCGACAUAGAAGAACUUCCAAUGAAUUUGCAGAAGACGUCGCAGCGUGCGGUGUGCGAGGCUGACGCCGGCUCCGCCCCACACGAGCCGUCUGUGCUGUGGUGGCGCGAGGGUCUGCGUCUGGAACAGUGCCCGCUGACUCUGGUGGGGUUCAGCAAGGGCUGUGUGGUGCUCAACCAGUUCAUCUAUGAAUUCCACUACGCCAACACUCUCACACCUGGAGACGACCACAUGAGGAGGUUGAUGUCCCGCAUCUCGGCGAUGUACUGGUUGGAUGGUGGACACGCGGGCACCAAGAACACCUGGCUCACUGCGCGCAGCCUCCUCGAGUCUCUCGCUAGGCUCAACAUCAACAUCUACGUGCACGUGAGCCCUUACCAGGUGGAGGAUGAGGGCCGGCCAUGGAUUGGCCGCGAGGAGCGCGCCUUCACCACAUUGCUCAAGAAACUUGGUGCCAAGGUAAAGCGUUACCUGCAUGAACAGCCGGGAGCGCCUCACUCUCUGCACAUGCACUUUGAAGUUCUCACAUCAUUUGCUACACGAACCUCCAACGACGCAGACGACGACCAAAUAUAAUUCACGAUGUAUAACUUCAAACUUUCGUGGUUUUUACUAAUAUCGACGCUAGAAAGCAUAAACGCUG